AUGGCAGAAAAACCCUCUGCCUCCGUUUCUAACUCGCUAACAUGGCCCGUUCAUGUCGAAGUCCGUCUUUCACCAACCGCUUUCACCCGCUUCGAGACUGUUAGAAAUUCAGUGCACGAAUAUAUCACCUCGUCUUUCGAAGCCAUUGCACUCCCGUCUACGCUGGAUGGCUGGCAAGACAUGCCAGUCCUCUCAUCCUGCGUGGAGCGAAUUGUCGCGUGCGAAUCGCCCUGCCCAACGUCAUCCAUACCCGUUGAACGAGCAGCACUGCAGAUCCAUGUCUAUCAACCAACGGAGGCUGAUGCGUCUGAGGAGUUUUCAAGCUCGGGGGGUGGCGAGGGCGAGGAAGUCAUGGCGGCAAGCGUGUGUGAGCUGCCGAGUAGGAUGUGGGAUGGCCUCUGGGAAAGCCUCAUCUUCGAGGAUGACACGAAACUAAACCUGUUGGAUUACAUAUAUGCGACUGUCCUCUUCAGCGAUGCAAACGUCGAUUUCAAUAUCGUCUCAUGGAAUCGUGUCGUGCUCCUCCACGGCCCUCCAGGAACAGGCAAGACAUCUUUGUGCCGCGCACUCGCGCAGAAGCUUUCCAUUCGAUUGUCGCAGCGAUACUCUCAUGCACGCCUUCUCGAGAUCAAUUCCCAUUCGCUGUUUUCCCGGUGGUUCUCUGAGUCUGGAAAGCUCGUCCAACGUCUGUUCAGCAGUGUGAUGGACCUCGUGGAUGACGAGGACACUUUCGUGGUCGUACUUAUUGACGAGGUCGAGUCCUUGACAGCUGCGCGCGCCGGCGCUAUGGCAGGCACAGAGCCAUCUGACGCUCUUCGAGUGGUAAAUGCGCUGCUAACACAGCUGGACAAACUCCGUCACAAGAAGAAUGUCCUCGUGGUAUCUACAAGCAACCUCCCCAAAGCCAUAGACUCAGCCUUUGUGGAUCGCGCAGACAUCGUCCAAUAUGUCGACCUUCCUGCACGCGAAGCGAUCUAUGCAAUUUUGCGCACAUGCCUCCUUGAGCUCAUCGUCAAAGGCAUUGUCACCCCGGUUGACAUCCCAGAAGUUAAGGAAGCUAAACUAUAUGCUCGCACUGUCCCGACCUCCCAAUGGACAUCCGGCGGAGCGACGAUACCCGCGGCACCCUCAGAACAAACGCCACGGGAGCGGGCGAAGCAUGUAGCGUUGUGCCUGUUUUCACUCGCGCAAAAAUGCAGAGAUCAAGGAAUGUCUGGACGCUCUUUGCGUCGUCUUCCUGUACUCGCGCAGGCGCGCUAUAUUGGACUCGGAUUCGUCCCAGCACCUACGUCCGUAUUAUCCACAAUCAAACCCUCCACAAACGGCACGGCGAGCAAAAAUGGUCCUGUUACUGGAAACCACAAUUUGGGCACGUCCGUCGAGGUAUGGCUCAACGCGAUGGAAAGAGUGAUUGAUAGCAGCAGUGUCGAGCGAAAGAGGCUCGAGAAUUGA
Molecule: messenger RNA, 1452 nt
Organism: Heterobasidion irregulare TC 32-1
Lineage: Eukaryota; Fungi; Basidiomycota; Agaricomycetes; Russulales; Bondarzewiaceae
Product: AAA+-type ATPase
Exons: 9
Coding region: 1-1452 (483 amino acids)
Biological process (GO): meiotic recombination checkpoint signaling; reciprocal meiotic recombination
Cellular component (GO): chromosome; nucleus
Molecular function (GO): ATP binding; ATP hydrolysis activity
Source: RefSeq, a predicted model, not a curated record